AUGGAAGAAAAUAAGGAAAAUAUUUAUGUAAUUAACUCAAGCCUCCAGGAACCCGAUAACGUUACAAUACCUCCAGAUGCAGAAAGAAGAUAUGAAGUGACAGCUUCCCAAGAGAAUGAUACUGGCGACGGGGCAGCUGUUCUCCCAGACCAUAAUACCUCACAAAAUUUGUUCCCAGAGAGUCCUGUAUAUGAACCAGAGGAUGAUGUUCAAGUUAUUUCUAGUGCAACUGAAACUGAGGAAAAUAACUUACCAUCAUCAGAAUUACCAGAAGAACCAUCAACCUCUCAACCUAAAAGAAAGCUUUCUGAGGAGGCUUCAGAAAGCAGCGCAAAGAUCCAAAAACUUGAGCUCACCGAAGAUGAGUUUGCAGUAUCCACCCAAUCUUUGGAUAAUGAAGUAUCUGAGAUCACUACAAACGCUGAAAAUGAUAUUACCGAAAUUAGUAGCGUGGCAAAACGAAGGUUGGAGGACCUGGAACUACCAUCUACCUCCAAUGUUCGCUCUCCUGUUAGAUCGAGUCCUAGAAGGCUCAAACGUAGCAACAGUGUGGAUAUAUCACAACCUAAAAUACCAAAGACUCCAAAAACUCGACCUGCUAGCGUGGACAUCCUUAAAGCUCGAAAAACACCUCGCAAAAUAGAGAAAGAAAUAGCCAAAGAUGAGCCAAAAGAAACAAUAGCUGAUAGUUCAUCAAGCUCACGUCCAAGUGUUGAGUUUGUAAGUGAAAUACCUCCACCCAAAAUUCCUGAAACUAUCGCUGAAGAAAGCAACUCGGAGUUAGAUGAUUCUCAAGGGUUUCAUCUCGUAUUAUCACAGUCUCCUGAGCAUGAAAGUAACACGAAAAUAGUGUUGACACAGUGCAACAGUGACCCUGUACUUGUAAAAGACAGAAAUGACGAUAUCAGUACAGAGAAAGUCAGUGCCACUAGGAGUGAGGGCUACAUUUAUUCUGAUCAAGGCAACUUCUCUCAACCAAAGUCAAAAGACUAUAACCUCGGUAAGGGCACAGAUCAAGAAAGCACUGACAGUGUUGGUUCUAUAAAUUUGGAGAGUCCUGAAUCUGUACCUACUGUUGCUUCAAAACUCAUUUCUAAACUCUCCAAUGGUAAUUCCUCUACUCCUACCGAAGUAGUAGAUGCCAAGGUUGGUACUUCAGGAGAUAGUGAAAAUACUCCAGAUAUGAUCAAAAUGAAUAUAACCAAAGGUAAAAGAAACAAGCACGAUUCCUUCCGUUUAAGCAACGAUGCAACCCCAUCUACGAUAUCUCCUUUGCCAAAUGGUCACUCGUUACCAGUCUCGACACCCCAGAUCCCAGUCUUUGAUGUACACAUCAGUCAUAACGAAGACAACGAUUUCUUAUCUCUGUAUGUUGUGCGUACUGAUAUCGAUUUAGGCAUGGAUAUGUGUCGGGAAUACCAGAGAAUGUCCAAAAGGUUCACUAUUGAUCCAUACUUGGCUGAUGUGUCUGCAAGCACAUCUCCUUCAAGUGUCACAAGCGGUGGUAUGAUUAAUUUGCCAAAUAGAACGUCCUUUGUUUCUACUGUAAGUUCAACAUCUACCGCCAGUAACAGGACAAGUGAUGGAGCGUUUGUAGUGCCACAACCACCGCGGAAAUCCAUCGCAAACCCAACAACUACGGUCAAGGGAUAUGAUGCUUUAUUGAAGAAGCUUCAAGACCUAUUUUCACAUAUCCGUGAUACUACCGUCGACGAAGGUAGCGAUGAAAAAGUGUCUGUCGGUAUUCAGACAUCCGGUUCUAAUGAUAGUACGUUCAGUAACGGCAAUGCGAGUCCUGAAGAAGUAAAUAAAUGUGACAAAGCAACUCCUAAGAGCUCUUUGAAGAAAACACGUGUUCGUGGACGACGGCAUUUAGCCGGGAAAACUAAACGAGCAUUACUGCCAACGCAACACGAGGAAGCAGAGUACAUGCAUGGAAUGAAUUCCCCAGAAAUGGUGCCAACCAAUGGGGAAAGUGGCAAAGAGUCUCCAGUCAAAUCACCUAAAGAUGAAAAACCCUUGUCUACUUUAGUUGCUACACCUAAAUCGAUUAGCAAACUAAAGACCAAGCGCCGACCAACGUCUCCUAGACCUGCGACGCCUGUAGAAAAGGCUCCUGUAAAGACUGAAUAUCCUGGAUACCCUCCUGAUACUGUGGUAUUGGCCAAAUGGGUGGACAAAAGUUAUUAUUCAGGCAAAAUAUUGGAAAUUACUGAGCCAAACAAAUAUUUGGUCAAAUUUGAUGAUGGUCAAGUCAAGGUGUUGUUGGAUGACUUCAUAAUUUUUGGGGACAUGAAGACAUUACCUCUAGAAGGACAAUCUGUGUAUGCUUUGGUGGAUGAGGAACAGAAUUACGAGCCAGGUUUGGUUCUUGGUGUAGAAGAGAAUGAUAGUGGAACUGUGAUAUAUAAAUGCACUACAGAUGGGGACACCAUAGUAAUGGUAACAGCGAGUGAGCUUUAUCUCACGGAAGACCAGGCCCGUUCAUUGAAGGAGUCGGCUGGGACUGGUACACCAUCAACACCGACUACUCCACGCCGAAGACACAACCGAGAGCUGGACCUCGAUAACAUCAUACAGGGUCCACGCAGCGCCCGCACCAGGGACAAGGGCAGUUCGAGCGCCAGGAAACGUGUCGUGUCCCCAAAGAGCCCCAAAGCGUCUACAUCAGGUUUAAAAACCAGUAAGAGUACUCCAGGUCCGGUGGCUCGGAAGCGUCUUGCGAGCGAAAGUAGCGAGAUCAGUGAGAGCAGCAACUCAGCCCCACCUGUGAGGCUGGAGGAGGUGACCGGCGUGGAGCCGGAGGUACAGCGGACUCCGAGGAAGAUUGACGGCGUCAAAGCCGGUCCUUUACAAUUAAAAGGCGCUGCCAAACAAAACAUAGGCAAGAAAAACUCCAAGUUGACGAAGUUUGAGAAUGACGUGGACACUGUGUCAAUCCUCGGGCCAAUACCGGGGCCGGACAGCAAGCUGUUCGCCGGGCUGCACUUCUUGCUAACGUGCACCGAACCACCCAAACGUUCACGUGAUAAGAGCCAAAAUCAAGAAACCCGCCACUAUUCUUCAGAGGAAGACGGCGAGGCGAGCUCGGUAGCUGGUACAGAUACCGAAGACUUAGUGUUCUGUGACCGACCCUUCAAUAAAGAACGGCUCAAAGAACAGAUCGAGGCUGGCGGAGGGAUUGUUUACAGCCACUUCGACGACGUGCCCCGGAGCAAGUACAGCGUGUGCAAGCUGAUCGCGCCGCGGCCCUGCCUCACGGCCAAGUACAUCCAGUGCCUGGCCACGGACAUCCGGCCCGUGUCGCACGGCUGGGUCAUCGCCUCGUGCGCGGCCGGCGCGCUCGCCGACCUCGACUCCUUCGCGCUGCCCGCCGGCUGGUCCAUCCUCAAGCAGAGGUUCAUCAACUGGGUGCCGGCGCACGGGCGACGCAGCGGGUUCCUGAAGGACAAGCUGAUCCUGCUGUGCAGCGAGCAGGACUCGUUCGUGAAGUUCUGGGCGCGCGUGUGCGGGCUGGCGGGCGCCGUGCCUCGCGCCGUGAGCGAGGACGAGCUGGAGCUGGGCGGCGCGCUGGCGCUCGUCACGGAGUGGGACGCGUGCCCGCACGAGGUGCAGAACAAGGCCAACCAGGACAGCGUGCCGCUCGUGUCCACGGCCUGGCUCGUGCAGUGCCUCAUCGAGGCGCGCGUGCUCGCGCCCGCCAGCCACGACAAGUUCUCCUUCAUGUACACGGAGCCCGAAUGA
Molecule: messenger RNA, 3744 nt
Organism: Arctia plantaginis
Lineage: Eukaryota; Metazoa; Arthropoda; Insecta; Lepidoptera; Erebidae
Source: the annotation of a GenBank genome assembly